Rotaria sp. Silwood2 is the source of this 1638-nucleotide messenger RNA. The record is from the annotation of a GenBank genome assembly. Lineage: Eukaryota; Metazoa; Rotifera; Eurotatoria; Philodinida; Philodinidae.
AUGUUUUGGUAUACAACUCAAAAAGAUUAUGUAACAGCUGUAUUAUCAUUAACAAAAAUUGCUCGAUUUAAUGGUGUAGUUUUUGAAGAUGUAUUUCGUGAAGCACGUGAUUUUCUACGUGGUAAACGUUCCAAAGGAAUUCAAUGUGAUUUUCAACCAUUACUUCGACUUGAGGAUAUUCAAUUGUUGGGUUCAAAAUAUCCCGAUUUUGAUAUGGUUGAUUUACAAGCAACAACAAGUAAAAAAAAUACAUUAUCACAACGUAUUGUACAAGUAUUAACUGGUCAUCAUUAUUAUCCAACAUUAUCAACAUUUUAUCCGACUGAUUAUCUUCAUUCGUCAAUAUUAAGUAUUUAUUUACUUGUUAUGUGCGGUCUUUGGCUUGUUAGUUCAUUAACAGAAUAUAGUCUUGAAACAUCAGUUUUGACUCAACAUUUAACAGAUCAUUUUUUUCUCAAUUAUUUCUAUACACAUCUUAUACAAGUUGCUUCGUUCAUUAUUGCAUUUCCAAUGGUUUAUAGAUGGGGUCGUCGAUGGCCAACAUUUUGCUUUUUUCUUAUUGCUGAAGUUUGUCUACUUGGUUCAUUUGCUGCUCGACCCGAAAACGAAGAAUUACGUAAUGCAAUGCUUAUUGUCUAUUUCGUGGGCAAAUUUGCAUCUCGUGGUGGUUUUAUUGUUAUUUUACUUUAUACAUGUGAAAUAUUUCCUACUGGCUUAAGAUGUACAACACUUGGCAUAUGUUAUGCUUUUCGAUUGAUUGGUGUAGCACUGGCUUCAGACACUGUGGCUGGAUUAAACGGUGGAAUGGCUCGUCUUAUAUAUGGUAUAUUAUCAUUAAUUCUUGGUUCAAUGGCACUUUUAUUACCCGAAACUAAAAAAAUUCCAUUACCUCGAACUAUUAUUCAAGUUGAAGUUAUUCCAACAUCAAUAAGUAAAAAUUUUCGUCGUCAUCGUUCUAUACCAGCUAAACGAAAUAUUCGAUCAGAUAGUACACGUCCAGAAGGUGCAAAUACAUUUAAUGAUGGUGCAUCAUCUGUAUCUGGUAUACGUUCAGUUCGUUUUGGUCCAUAUGAUAAUCAAUCAACAUUACAUAGUGUUUAUGAAUUACAAGAAUAUGGACAAGAUGAUACAGUACAUUCAUCAGCAAGUCGAUAUAAUCGACGAAUGGACUUACGUAAUCCAACUAUAUUUCAACCAUAUAGUGGAAAUAAUAUUGAAACGCAUCGACAACAAACACCAAUUGCUGAAGAUGGUGAAUAUGAUGAAGAUGUUGAUGAUGAUCGAACACGUUAUGCUCAACAACAACGACUUACAGAACAUCAUCAUCGUUUUAGUGACCAACAAAUGGCGAAUGUUUGUUCAGAUAAUGAUGUUAUUGUUCUACCAAAUAGAACAAAUAAUAGAAAAUCAUCAAAUAAUUCACCAUCACAACUUGAACUCAAAGCAGAAAUUCAAACAGGUGAUAUAACAAAUGAACGAAAUGGUUUAAUAACGACAAAAUCAACAGUUGAUGAAAGAGUAGAUGAAAAUAAGCCAGACGAAAAUAUGUCUCAAUCAUCAACACGAAUUGUUCAUGAAACAAGAACAUUUCCACCAAAUAUGAGUGAAGAUGAAAAUUAUUUUUCUGAACAUUGUUAG